AUGACUGGGUACUCAGAAAGCCAAACAGACAAGAAGACAGUUAGUAAGACUUCUGUCAAAAACUGGGCCUUUGGGUGUCGCCCCAGGACUCGGGAGGACAACCAACACCCACCUCUACCACCCAGAAAGCAAAAACAGCUCUUUGGAGCUCCUCUUGAGGAUGUAUGUGAUAAUGACACCCUGCCCACCCCAAUUCUGGAGAUGCUUUCCUUUAUCAAUCAAAAAGGGCCAUUCACAGAAGGCAUCUUCAGAAAACCAGCCAGUAGAAAACCCGUAAUAGCCAUGAAGAACAAACUCAACGCUGGACACAAAGUUAACUUGGAUGAUGAAUCCGUUCUCGUAGUAUCGUCGGUCUUAAAGGAUUUUCUUCGAAAUAUCCAAGGAAGCAUCUUUUCAUCCAGUCUCUACGAUAAAUGGCUUAAUGUUAUUGAUCAAGAGAAUGAGGAGGAGAAAAUAACUGCGACCCAGAGGCUUGUAGACCAGCUACCGAGAGCCAAUGUAGUGUUUUUGAGAUACCUUUUUGGAGUGUUACACAAUAUCGAGAAACAUUCCUCAUCCAAUCAGAUGACAGCUUAUAAUUUAUCCGUGUGUCUCGCCCCAAGCAUUCUUUGUCUGCCUAAUUCUGGCAUCUCAGCAUUUAAAAACGUCACCAAAAAGGUUUCUUUGAUACAAUUCCUCAUUGAAAACUGUCUCAAGAUAUUUGGAGAAGAUAUCACUUCUCUCUUUGGAGAGAACUCAGUGAGUUGUGAUAACAGUGAUAUCACUGAUAACAGUGAGAUUUCAGAACAAUCUCUUGAAUCCAAGCCAGUGAGGGUGACAAUGAUUUACGAAAAGCCACAACUGCAAUAUGAUGCUAUGACCUCAUCAAGGAUGGGUCCAUCCACUGACCUGUCUACAGUAUUCUAA
Molecule: messenger RNA, 906 nt
Organism: Budorcas taxicolor (takin)
Lineage: Eukaryota; Metazoa; Chordata; Mammalia; Artiodactyla; Bovidae
Product: rho GTPase-activating protein 20-like
Exons: 7
Coding region: 1-906 (301 amino acids)
Biological process (GO): regulation of Rho protein signal transduction; signal transduction
Molecular function (GO): GTPase activator activity
Source: RefSeq, a predicted model, not a curated record